Molecule: messenger RNA, 705 nt
Organism: Suillus bovinus
Lineage: Eukaryota; Fungi; Basidiomycota; Agaricomycetes; Boletales; Suillaceae
Exons: 2
Coding region: 1-705 (234 amino acids)
Biological process (GO): C-terminal protein methylation
Cellular component (GO): membrane
Molecular function (GO): protein C-terminal S-isoprenylcysteine carboxyl O-methyltransferase activity
Source: RefSeq, a predicted model, not a curated record
AUGACUCUCAUAAAACUUCUGUUUCUUGUGCCAUCUGUCCUUGUGUUCAAUAAUGCGUACAUCUCCCCAGCCCCAAUGCCCAAUGAUGAUGAAACCAUCAGCGGCGGCCCGCUCUAUGAGCGUAUCUGCCCAGUCAUUUUCCCUAUAUUACAACGGUUGUCGGGUUUGAUACCCUGUGUUGCUGAAAUAGCCGUCAUACUCGCGGCUCAUUAUCCGUCGCCUAUCUCGUCUAGAAUCCUAUCUACUCUAGUUCAUACCGGACAACUUCCAGAUAUGGUACCAGAUAGGUACUUCGUACUCGGAACAAUCCUCACCUUCAUGGGCGGUAUGGGGCGACUAUGGUGUUUUAGCGUCAUGGGACGCCAUUUCACUCACCAGCUCAGCUUGCGCAAGGACCACUCCCUUGUCACAUCAGGCCCGUAUGGCAUCGUGCGCCAUCCUAGCUAUACAGCCAGCUGGAUCGCCUCGUGUGGGAUCUCGCUCAUUUAUGCGAGCCCCGGAUCGUUUACGCAGUCAUCUGGGUGGCUCUCUACUUACUUUGGGCGUGUUGUAUUUGGAAUAUGGGUAAUUCAAGUUAUACUGUCCGGCGUGCUAAGCUGUGCACGGGCCAUCAGCGAAGAUGCAAUGCUUCGCAAGCGUUUUGAGGGAGAAUGGGUCCGAUGGUCUAAGAGGGUGCGCUACAGACUCAUUCCGGGCGUGUUCUAA